AUGGGGCUAAUCAUUUCCAAAUUCAGGAAACAAAAGACCACAAUUGAAAUUUUGGAAGAAAUCGAAAAAAGCAUUGCAAUUCACCAACGGUUCAGACGGCAAAACCAGGAGUACCAAAAGAACUUUAUUGGAAGCUUGAUUUUGUAUUCAGUUAUCAUCUAUGUUGUUGCUGCGGUUUUAUUCUUCAUUUUCUACUUUCCUCAAUCCUGGAAAGAUUGGCUUUUCGCUUCAAUUCCAUUACUUUUAUUUCCAAUCCUAAUUUGGUUAGUGAAAAAAGUAGUGCACUGGUAUUUGGUGAAAAGAAUUUCAAGUAAUGAGGUUGCUCUUCAGGAACUGCAAGAUAAGAAGAAAGACAUUCUUGAAGAUGUUAUGGAAAAUGAAACUUACAAAAAAGCUAAGGAAAUCCUGAAAAGAUUUGAUCCAUCUCAGUUCAAGAAAUUAGAAGUCGAGAAACCCGCUGAAGGCAAAUCUGGUACAGAGACAGACCAAGUAUCACCAGAUAAGAGUGCUAAGCAAGAGAAAAAAGUUGUACGUCAACGAAUCGUCACCACGAGAACGAUGUCACCGGUGAUGCGAAUGCCGAACCCAGUGCAGCCCAUGUCAGCCCCACAUCCUCACCAAAGAAGUAAUCCCUCUGUUGGAUCUAUGCAAAUGAUUUCUCAAAUGAACGGUCGACAGAUGUCCAUGGUACCACCAGGUUAUGGCCUUUCCCCUGGUCCACCAAUGCCAAGACCAGUCCCUCCACGUGAAAGGAAGACUUUAGACAAAUUUGUUGAUUAUUUGGUUGGUGAAGGACCUCAAAACAGAUAUGCAUUAAUUUGCAGGUAUUGUCAUUCACACAAUGGCAUGGCAAUGAAAGAAGAAUUUGAAUAUAUUAGUUUCCGGUGUUGCUAUUGUUACCAUUUAAAUCCUGCUAAGAAACAACGCCCUCAUGCACCUCGAUUGGAUUUCCCCACCCCACAGUCAUCACCGGCCAGAAGGGCAAUUACUGCUCCAGACUCAAAAUCAAAUGGAGAUAAAGAAAGUUCAGGAGAAGAAGAUAAUCUUUCUGCAAACAGUGAGAAAAGUGAUGAUGAAAGUAAAGAUGAAAGUAAAGAUGAAACGAUAGAAACUGAAACGAAAGUGGAAGGUGGAAUGGAAGAAGAGGUUUCAGAAUCUGUUGAAAAUGCUGACAAUGUACCAAUGGCAGAUGAGAUUGGUAAGGAAGAAAAUGCCGAUGAAGGUGUUGAAAAGCAAGUUGAAGAUGAAAUGCAAUCGGAAAUUAAACAAGAUGAAUCCGCACUUACUCAAGAUAUUACUGAAGGUCUCGAAGCAGAUAACCAGCUUGAAGCAGAAACAACAAUUGGAUUGCAAGAACACCAUAAGGAUGAUUAA
Molecule: messenger RNA, 1374 nt
Organism: Acanthosepion pharaonis
Lineage: Eukaryota; Metazoa; Mollusca; Cephalopoda; Sepiida; Sepiidae
Source: the annotation of a GenBank genome assembly